AUGAAAAUCUGGACUGUUCAACAUACAUUUAACUAUCCAUGGGAGACAGUGGUUCAAGCAGCUUGGAACAAGUACCCAAAUCCAAUGAACACAGCUGUCCUUGGCAUAGAUGUUAUUGAUCGGCAAGUAAUUAAUGGAGAACUACAUUCACAUCGGUUAGUUACUACUAGAUGGACAUUACCGAAUUGGGCAUGUGCAUUAAUGGGUCCAAUAAGUACGUUUUAUGCCAUACGAGAAAAGCUCACAUAUAAGCCACAUCCUGAUGAUCCACAAAAAACUUUACUCAAACAAACAGCUUAUGUCACUGUAGAAGGCUUACCAUGUAGUGGAUAUAUAGAAAAUAUACUUACCAGUAAAAUUUCAGGCAAUGCAGCAAAAGGAAGACAAGCUAUAGAAUGGGUUAUUGAAAAACUACAACAUAAACAACCAUUGUAA
Messenger RNA from Macrosiphum euphorbiae (potato aphid), 435 nucleotides. NCBI's taxonomy places the organism in Eukaryota, Metazoa, Arthropoda, Insecta, Hemiptera, Aphididae. The record is from the annotation of a GenBank genome assembly.